This is a messenger RNA of Talaromyces amestolkiae, 1500 nucleotides long. RefSeq lists its product as uncharacterized. Gene Ontology annotation, cellular component: RNA polymerase II transcription regulator complex. Gene Ontology annotation, molecular function: DNA-binding transcription factor activity; protein dimerization activity. NCBI's taxonomy places the organism in Eukaryota, Fungi, Ascomycota, Eurotiomycetes, Eurotiales, Trichocomaceae. The record is from RefSeq and is a predicted model, not a curated record. The transcript is spliced from 4 exons. Bases 1 to 1500 code for a protein of 499 amino acids. Gene Ontology annotation, biological process: positive regulation of transcription by RNA polymerase II.
AUGGAAUCGUCUAUUUCCCAUCGUCCCUGGGAGGAUGUCAAGCCGGGUCUGCACACGCCUCCGGUCGGGACCUCGUCGCAGACUCUGCCUUCAAUUUCUACCUUGACAGCCAGCAUGAGCGGAGGCAUUCCGCCAGGCGAAAAAUCACCAGCAAGCUCUAUGAACACGCUCGAGCGGGACUCGGGCAAUUGGUCUAUGCCUCAAAGUACAAGAUCAUCUACAUACUCGCAAACAACGAAUGGAACCGGCACUUAUCAUUCAAUGUCAUUUCUAAACUCAUCACAACCGUCACCGAACCGCCAUUCUGGCAUUUCCGAGCGAUCGCCUCUCGCUCAAGACUCUUCCAAUACACCCUCUCCAGCAGGCGCCAAUCCUCCCUUUACCACACAAGCGCAAUCUUCUACUCUGCCGUCGAUUAACCAGAAUUUUGACGCGCCAUCGCACAGAAACAGCAUCAUUGAGUUGCCGGAAUCCCGACGGAGCAGCGUCGACAGUCGUAUGAAUCAAGGGAUCAGUGCAUUAGCAAUCAACCCGACUUCGCCAUACCACAGCACCAACGCAUCACAAUCGUCGAUAGUAUCGGGCCUGCAAAGAGAGCGCGGUAUUUCGAACGAAUACACGACUGCCAAUGGCAUGCGAGGACCUCGAUAUGGUGCCCAGCCGUUGUCACCAUUAGGACCUCGUGCCGGCGACCAGCGAUUUCCGCCUGGCCGUACUGCGCCUGCCAUCUCGUCUAAUCCGCGAUCUGAAAUCUACAAUGCCGAAGCCCCUACAGCGGGUAUGGCGUACGCCUUUCCCGAUCCCGAUGUUGCACGUUCGAGUUCUAGCAUGACCUCGCAAGACCACUCGUUGACGCCGCAGGGUUCAUUUUCACGCAAGGGGAGUGUGGCAGAAUCGCUCAAUAGCAGUGUAUUUUCUGUGGAUGGCCGACUACCCCGCGGGCAGCAAGAAUUGCCCCAAAAUGUACAUCAUCACUCGCUGCAGCACAAGCAAGUCCGCGGACUGAUGGGAGAGGCGGAAUCUCCCAAUGGUGCUACUCCGUAUAGCCGCACUCCGGAGCUGCGGGUCACGCAUAAACUAGCAGAACGCAAGCGACGAAGCGAAAUGAAGGAUUGUUUCGAGAUGUUGCGGAUGCGACUCCCGCAGAGCCAGAACAACAAGUCCAGCAAGUGGGAGACCCUAACUAGAGCCAUCGAGUAUAUUUCCUCGCUAGAGAAACAAGUCUCGACAUCGCGACGCGAGAACAACGACCUCCAGCGAGAAGUCCAAGAACUACGCGCACAGUUGAACUCGCAACACGUCAACGGCCAAUCGCGACAGCAACAACAAAACAUGUUUGACCCUCACUCCAUGGCGUCGUCAUCAAAUGGCUCGCCGACCACGUCGUACCCCACGUAUGCGUCCGGGAUGGCGGUCGAGCAGCCUCGGACUCUGCCGCCGCUCAUCAAUGGUUCUGUCGCUGCAAUGCAAGGGGUGCAAUAUACCGAGGAGCGGCGGUAA